GAGAGAGAGAGAGAGAGAGAGAGAGAGAGAGAGAGGAGGGUUGAAUGUGCUGCAGGAACGCUCGUGUUCUGCUCUGAAUGUGGCGGAUCAGUGCAGGAUUCUGAUCCAGAACGAGCGAAAGUUUGACGCAGAAGCAACAUGAGAGAGUCAGUGUGGAUCUGCUGCUUCGUGCUGCUGUGUAUCGGCUGCUCCUCACAGGUGUCCGUGUCUCCGAAGGAGGCCAGCGAGUUCCUCCGCAGACACCGGAGAGCGAACAAGGUGUUCGAGGAGACCAAGCAGGGUCAUCUGGAGAGGGAGUGUGUGGAGGAGAAGUGCACUAAAGAGGAGGCGAGAGAAGUCUUUGAGAAUGACCCUGAGACGGAAUAUUUCUACCCGAAGUAUCAGGCAUGUAUGGAGAAGUUUGGAGACUCUGAGAAGAAGAAACAGGAUCUGAUUACCUGCGUCCACAAUAUUCCAGACCAAUGUUCUCCGAACCCCUGCAAUCAUCACGGGACGGUGCGCUGUGAGGACAAAAAGGGCGAAUUCCAGUGCCAUUGUUUCACAGGAUGGAGCGGUGCCAGGUGUGAGAAAGAUGUGGAUGAGUGCAGCAGAGCGAACGGCGAAUGUGAGCACCACUGUAACAACACCAUGGGCAGUUACCGCUGCUCCUGUCGUCAUGGAUACACGCUCUCGGGUCACCACACGUGUCUGGAUGUGGACGAGUGUGUGGAGACUCCAGACGUCUGCGGAUCUGCGCGCUGCUCAAACCUGGACGGCAGCUUUGAGUGUUUGUGUGAGGAAGGGUUCGUCUAUGAUAACAUCACCCGGAGCUGUGUGGACGUGGACGAGUGUGAGACGCACGUGUGUGAGGAGGAGUGUGUGAACACACCGGGAAGUUUCCGCUGCUACUGUGACGGGCGGCAGGGGAAGAGACUGGGACAAGACUUCAGGAGCUGUGAGCCCAUCGAGCUUCACCGGUCGCUGGACAUGAGGAGGAACUCACGCUCGCUGUACCUCGGACGCAUGUUCAGCGGGAUUCCUGUGGUCCGACUGCGCUUCCGCCGCAGGGUCCAGACCGGAUUCACGGCAGAGUUUGACCUCAGGACCUACGACCCCGAGGGCGUGAUCUUCUUCGCCGGUGGUCACUUGAACAGCUCCUGGAUUGUUCUGGUGAUGCAUCAUGGGAAGCUGGAGCUGCAGCUGAAGUACGGAGCUGUGAGUCGAGUGACCAGCAGUGGACCGCAGGUCAAUGACGGCCAGUGGCAUAAGAUCUCGGUGGAGGAACAGGGGCGGAGCCUCGUCAUCAAGGUUGACAGGGAGGCGGUGAUGAAGAUCGCAGUGAACGGAGAUCUGUUCACGCUGAAUAAAGGCAUACAUGAGCUCAACCUGACGGUGGGCGGCGUUCCCUUCAGAGACGACGGACUGGUCAGCAGGGUUAACCCUCGACUGGACGGCUGUAUGAAGGACUGGCGCUGGUUAACCGGUGAGGACACGUCCAUUCAGGACACCAUCCAGCACAACGAGCGCAUGCAGUGUUACGCCAUCGAAGACCACAGCGCCUUCUACCCCGGACACGGAUUCGCUUACUUCAACCACAGCCACGGAGACAAUCAGACGCUCCGUGUGCAUGUGACCCUGCGUCCUGCCUCCUCCGUAGGGGUCCUGUUUGCUCUGGUUCAUCAGGACAGAGUCCCGUUCUCCGUCUCUCUGUCAGACUAUCAUCCAGGGACACUCGACUGGACCGAGCACGUGCUGGUGUCGUUCGGUGACGUGGUGGUGGCCAGUGUCCCGGUGAACCUGUGUGACGCUCAAACACACACUGUGAACGUGACGGUGUUCGGGAACAGCUCUCUGCUGGAGGUGGACGGGCAGCUGGCGCAGAUGGAGAGGAUGGAGAACGUAGAGGCUCUGGAUCUGACGUCUUCUUACAGCACCUUCAUAGGAGGCAUCCCAGAUGUUUCUUUGGUGUCCGCUCCGGUGUCGGCCUUCUACACGGGCUGCAUGGAUGUGUGGGUCAACGGUCAGCUGCUGGACGUGGACGAGGCCCAACACAAACACAACGACAUCCGCUCUCACUCCUGCCCUCUGGUGGACACACAGCAAUAACAGCAGCUGAGACUCCAGCACCGGAGGAGCUUUGAUUCCGGAUCCACAAAGGCCUUAGCAAAGCCGGAUCCCUCGCCACACUCACGCACAUAUAGCACAGAGCGCAUCUCGAUGUAUUACUCACAUUAGACCAAUCAAACACAAGCUACUGAGAGUGCGCUGUAAAAUACUGUAACUGUACAUAUGCCACUGUAAAAUGCUUUAGAGGAGGAUGACUAAAACACACAACUACCAUUAAAGGCCUUCAGGCCUCGAUGUAGGUGCUCAACUUCAUCAUCAUCAUCAUUCAGUAGUGUUUUUUUUUAGUCCCUCAUUUGAGUUCGUCCUUUUCAUCUUGUUUUUAUUGUCGAAGUUGUUUUAUUUUUUGUUCAUGUUUGCGAGACUGAAAUGCUUGAUGAGAACUAAUAAAGGUGGAUGGUGUUGUUA
Messenger RNA from Cyprinus carpio (common carp), 2511 nucleotides. Its product is annotated as growth arrest-specific 6. Gene Ontology annotation, cellular component: extracellular region. Gene Ontology annotation, molecular function: calcium ion binding. The record is from RefSeq and is a predicted model, not a curated record. Lineage: Eukaryota; Metazoa; Chordata; Actinopteri; Cypriniformes; Cyprinidae.